Messenger RNA from Colletotrichum orchidophilum, 1974 nucleotides. Its product is annotated as CorA-like Mg2+ transporter. The record is from RefSeq and is a predicted model, not a curated record. The transcript has 3 exons. The coding region runs from base 1 to 1974 and encodes 657 amino acids. Gene Ontology annotation, biological process: intracellular magnesium ion homeostasis; magnesium ion transmembrane transport. Gene Ontology annotation, molecular function: magnesium ion transmembrane transporter activity. NCBI's taxonomy places the organism in Eukaryota, Fungi, Ascomycota, Sordariomycetes, Glomerellales, Glomerellaceae. Gene Ontology annotation, cellular component: plasma membrane.
AUGGUAAACUUUUCGGCAUCUCACGACCACAAGGCAGUUCGGUCAUCUCAUUACUCUGAUCCAAACAUCUGCCAGGAUAUGGCAAAGCGUACGAAGGAGCGAUACCUACGAGCACACCACUCGAACGGACGCGUCAGCAACUGCAUAGUCUUCAACAGCAGCAACGAGAACGAGGACAACAUCAUGUCGCAUAUGGAAGACAAUAAGUCUGUCCGGGUACCCGAUGAUGCUACCCUGUUGAGCCCCAAUGGAGGUUCUCGGUACGUCGAAAGUAUCUCGAGUCCUCGAGGCAUAGAUCCCGAACGAGGCCCGGCCCGCGACAUGACGAACAUUGCCAACUUCGAGUCCCCGACCAUGCGGCCUCUGAGCAGGCGUCCUACCAUCGAGUCGAGGCGCACCACGUCGCCGCCCAAUUCCGUCAAGGCAUUUGCCAAUGCGCGCCGCAGAGGGCAGGACGUCGAAGCGCACGAUCCGAGGGCCUCCUCGCGCAGACCUCAACCCGAGGUCGAGAGCAGCAACGAGUAUGGCCAACGAGUAUCCCAACACUAUGCCAGCAGCGCUGGUCGUAGUAUCCACAGCCGCAAAGCUCUCGAUCGUGGUGCCCACGGAACCUCGUCUUCGCCCGUGCCGAAACCAAAGUCAUCAUCUAUCGAGGACCCCAAGCUCGACAACGGUCAGAAGGAUGGCUUCCACAUCGACUUUGACUAUUUGGAGACUUUGAUCGACGCUGAGAAUCGCGAUCAGUUUGGUAGUUCCGACUUUGUCAAUCUUCCGGAUAGUUCCAUCCCGGCCGUCACGCGCAUGUUUACCUCUGAUGGAGACUUUAUCGAUGUUGCAUCCCAGGCAGCUUCCAUCGCGGAAGAGAAGGAGACAGUCGCAGCAUCUCAACCGCUCCCGAGGACUGGCCAGCACGUUGAACAGAACCGCUUCAACUACUUCUCCUCGGCGCUGGAGUCGACCAUUCAUGCAGCCGAGUUUGGCGACCUCGUCCUCCCGGGCGAGAGCAUCAGGUCCCUGUUCGAGAUGCCCGAGACAGAGGCCGACGGCGUCUGGUGGCUCAACAUGAACAACCCGACCGGCAGCGAGGUCUGGACGAUUUGCCAAGCGUUUGGGAUUCAUCCUCUCACCAUUGAGGAUAUCAUCCAUCAGGAGAGCCGCGAGAAGAUUGAACUCUUCCCGCUGUACUACUUUGCCUGUUUCAGAUCGUUCAUCGUCGUUGAAGAGGAUAAUGAGAAGGAUUACCAUCCGUUCAACGUUUACGCGGUUGUCUUCAGAGAGGGGAUUCUCAGCUUCAGCUUCACUGCAAACUCGCACGCGUCGCGUGUCCGGUUCCGAAUCUCUCAACUCAAGGAACAAGUUUCUCUAAGCAGUGACUGGAUCUGCUACGCCUUGAUCGACGACGUCGUCGAUUCUUUUGGACCGGCGAUCAACGAAAUUGAGCGCGAGGCCGACGCGAUCGAGGACCAGGUAUUCAUCACGCGAGUGGACGACAACCAAGCCUUCCUCCGUAAGAUUGGCUACACCAGAAAGAAUGUGAUGAGUCUCAUGCGCCUACUCGGCGGCAAGGCAGACGUGCUCCGCGCUUUCACCAAGAGAUGCACCGAGGACUUUGACGUUACGCCACACAUGGACAUUGCCCUCUACCUCGGCGAUAUCCAAGACCAUGCGGUGACGAUGAUGAAUAGUCUGGUUCACUUUGACACCAUGCUGUCGCGUUCGCACAGCAACUACCUGGCGCAGCUGUCGAUCGACAACAUUGACAUGGGCAACCGGACAAACGACUUUUUGAGUCGGGUGACGGUCAUUGCCACCGUCAUCGUUCCUCUCAACGUUGUAUGUGGUCUAUUUGGCAUGAACGUCAAGGUCCCUUGGCAAGAUUCCGAAAAUUUGAACGCAUUCUUUGGGAUUCUGGCCGGUAUCAUUGCGUUCGCGCUGCUGUCUCUGGUUGUCGCUCGACGGUUCAAAUACCUCUGA